AUGUGUGUGCUGCAUCACGGCCACGCAGAUCAUCACUGCAAAUGCUGGCGACAGCCGCGCGGUGCUUUGCAGCGGUGGAGUGGCGAUCCCUCUCAGCAAGGACCACAAGCCGAACGAUGCCGGCGAGAAGCGGCGGAUCCAGGCGGCCGGCGGCUGGGUGGAAAGCUGUGGGGCGGGGCAGCACCGCGUGAACGGCAAUCUGAACUUGUCUCGUGCGCUGGGAGACCUGGAGUACAAGAAGGACAUCUCUCGUCGUCCUGA
Symbiodinium necroappetens is the source of this 261-nucleotide messenger RNA. The record is from the annotation of a GenBank genome assembly. NCBI's taxonomy places the organism in Eukaryota, Dinophyceae, Suessiales, Symbiodiniaceae.